Messenger RNA from Cetraspora pellucida, 452 nucleotides. The record is from the annotation of a GenBank genome assembly. Lineage: Eukaryota; Fungi; Glomeromycota; Glomeromycetes; Diversisporales; Gigasporaceae.
AUUUAGUAAAAAUGAUGGGUUUAGUGAAUUUAGCAAAGAUGAUAAGUUUAGUAUAGUCAGUAAAAGUAGUAGAUUUAGUGUAUUCAGUAAAAGUAGUGGAUUUGGUGUAUUUAGUAAAAAUAGUAGAUUCAGUAAAUUCAAUAAAAAUAAUGAGUUUAGUAAAUUCAGUAAAGCUAAUAGGUUCAGUAAAUUUAGUAAAAGUGAUGAGUUUAAUAUAUUUAGUAAAGAUAAUAGAUUUGGUGAAUUCAGUAAAGAUAAUAAGUUGAGUAUAUUUAGUAAAUAUGAUAAGUUUAGUAAAUUUAGUAAAGAUAAUAGAUUUGGUGUAUUUGGUAAAAAUAAUAGGUUUAGUGAAUCUAGUAAAAAUGAUAUGUUUAGUAAAUUUAGUAAGAGUAAUAGGUUUGGUGAAUUUAGCAAAAGUAGUAAGUUUAAUGGAUUUAGCAAAGGUGGAUUUA